AUGGCAAAUGCUGCUUACAAGCCGCCCGCGUACGAAGACGUCGUGGGCUGUCAAGUUGUGCUUUUCGAAUGGGCCGAAAGCUACGAUAGCAAGAACUGGGACCGUCUUGGCAAAUGCAUCGCUCCAACACUCCAUAUUGACUACCGCUCCGUCAUGGGUCAAGAGUGGAAAUCCAUGCCCGCAGAAGAUUUCUUAGCCAUGGCUUCGAGCCCUAAGUUCCUUGGCAACGCACGUAUCAAGACGCAACACUUAAUAGGAGCCUCACAAUGGGUGCAGACUGGCGAGGAUACGAUUACAGGUUAUCACCAAAUGCGCGUGGCGCACCAAAAGUACAGCGACGACGCUCUGACUGUGGUGCUUUAUAAGGGACAUGCACACGGUGGGGCAACCACUAAGUACAGGAGGGUGAACGGUGUAUGGAAAUUUGCCGGGCUAGAGCCGAAUAUUCGAUGGCGUGAACACGACGUUGAUAAGAUCUUUCACGAGGACUAG
Talaromyces stipitatus ATCC 10500 is the source of this 492-nucleotide messenger RNA. RefSeq names its product scytalone dehydratase, putative. Lineage: Eukaryota; Fungi; Ascomycota; Eurotiomycetes; Eurotiales; Trichocomaceae. The transcript has 3 exons. Gene Ontology annotation, biological process: melanin metabolic process. Gene Ontology annotation, molecular function: scytalone dehydratase activity. The record is from RefSeq and is a predicted model, not a curated record. Bases 1 to 492 code for a protein of 163 amino acids.